UAAAGUCUGCCGUACAUCCAAGCCAGAGAAGAAGUUGCAGCACACGUGGUUUUAGCUUAAAGUAGAGAUACUCUAAAAAACAACAAAUAUCAGUACUUGUACUUCACGGAUAGGCCUAUAAUACUACCAACAAAAUGCCGAAAGUUAAAGCGGAGAAGAAAAGCAGGCAGCACCAGGAGAUAAAAAAUCAAGGCAUCGUGUUCAACACCGGGAUUGGUCAGCACAUCCUGAAGAAUCCUCUCGUCGUGAAUGGAAUCAUUGAAAAGGCAGCGUUGAGGCCAACAGAUGUGGUUCUGGAGGUUGGACCUGGUACUGGUAACAUGACCGUAAAACUGCUGGAAAAAGCUAAGAAGGUGGUAGCCUGUGAGCUGGACACCAGAUUGGUAGCAGAGCUCCAGAAGAGAGUUCAGUGCACACCAAUGCAGGCAAAACUUCAGAUCCUGAUUGGUGAUGUUUUAAAAACAGACCUUCCGUUCUUCGAUGUCUGCGUGGCUAACUUGCCUUACCAGAUUUCAUCUCCGUUCGUCUUCAAGCUCCUGCUGCACAGGCCUUUCUUCAGAUGUGCAGUGCUGAUGUUUCAAAGAGAGUUUGCCAUGCGGCUGGUCGCCAAACCUGGAGACAAGCUGUACUGCAGACUCUCCAUUAACACGCAGCUCCUGGCCCAAGUCGAUCACCUCAUGAAGGUAGGGAAGAAUAAUUUUCGGCCUCCUCCCAAAGUGGAGUCCAGCGUUGUCCGUAUAGAGCCAAAAAACCCACCUCCUCCCGUGAACUUUCAGGAGUGGGAUGGUCUGGUCAGAAUAGCUUUUGUACGAAAGAACAAAACCCUGAAUGCAGCGUUCAAAUCCACAGCAGUAGAGCAGCUGCUGGAGAAGAACUACAGGAUUCACUGCUCCGUUCACAGCGUGGACGUCCCAGUCGACUUCAGCAUCAGCAAGAAGAUAGAAAGUGUUUUGCAGGAGGCUGGCUUCAGCGAGAAGAGGGCCAGAUCAAUGGAUAUUGAUGACUUUAUGGUGCUGCUGCAUGCGUUCAACUCUGCAGGAAUCCACUUUUCAUAAAUGCAAAGUGAAGCUAGCACCUUAAUUCAGGCAACAAUAUAUGCUGCCCUAAUGAAGCAGCAUAUGAAAAAAAAAGAAAGAAUGGAGGAUUAGAUCAUAUAAAAGGCUCAUAUUGAGUGGUAAAUUGAGUAUUUGUGCAAUCGAUUGAUUUCUGACAUGAAUUUAAGAUGAGAUCUUUAGAGACUGUGUUAAAAUAGGAUUUUAAUUCUCAAAGACUUUCAAAAUAAAAGAAAUUAUACAUCCUUAA
Oryzias latipes (Japanese medaka) is the source of this 1302-nucleotide messenger RNA. It is a transcript of the gene dimt1l, whose product is annotated as DIM1 dimethyladenosine transferase 1-like (S. cerevisiae). Gene Ontology annotation, cellular component: nucleolus. The record is from RefSeq and is a predicted model, not a curated record. Gene Ontology annotation, biological process: rRNA methylation. Lineage: Eukaryota; Metazoa; Chordata; Actinopteri; Beloniformes; Adrianichthyidae. Gene Ontology annotation, molecular function: rRNA (adenine-N6,N6-)-dimethyltransferase activity.